Molecule: messenger RNA, 695 nt
Organism: Stegostoma tigrinum
Lineage: Eukaryota; Metazoa; Chordata; Chondrichthyes; Orectolobiformes; Stegostomatidae
Product: myosin regulatory light chain 2, ventricular/cardiac muscle isoform
Exons: 7
Coding region: 105-611 (168 amino acids)
Biological process (GO): muscle cell fate specification; heart development; cardiac muscle contraction
Cellular component (GO): myofibril; cytoplasm
Molecular function (GO): calcium ion binding
Source: RefSeq, a predicted model, not a curated record
UAGGAAUACAUUUAUUUUUACACUUUACAAAGUGUAUAUAUUGCACUGUGCAUUGUCUAGAGCAUUGUGUUCCACGUAAAAGCAACAUCACACAGGCUGCAGCAAUGGCUCCCAAGAAGGCAAAGAAGAAAAUAGAGGGAGCAAACUCCAAUGUGUUCUCUAUGUUUGAUCAGUCACAGAUUCAGGAAUUUAAGGAGGCUUUCACAAUAAUGGAUCAAAACAGGGAUGGAUUCAUUGAUAAGGGAGACCUCAGGGACACAUUUGCUGCUCUGGGCCGCCUGAAUGUAAAAAAUGAAGAACUAGAUGACAUGAUUAAAGAGUCUGCUGCACCAAUUAACUUUACAGUUUUUCUUACCAUGUUUGGUGAAAAGCUGAAGGGUACAGAUCCAGAAGAGUCAAUCUUAAAUGCGUUCAAAAUAUUUGAUCCUGAAGGCAAGGGUGUUUUGAGAAAGGAUUACAUUGAGGAAAUGCUGAUGACUCAGGCUGAAAGGUUUACCAAGGAAGAGGUUGAUCAGAUGUUCACAGCUUUCCCUCCAGAUGUGUCAGGUAACCUGGAUUAUAAGAAUCUGGUACACAUCAUCACCCAUGGAGAAGAGAAAGACCAAGAAUAAAUCAUUCUUUGUUAUCUUCAUGUUCGUCUGCACCUUUCUUGUUUUUAUUCUUUUUUGAAUAAAUUGCAACUUAGUUAUUUUUCA